Messenger RNA from Microdochium trichocladiopsis, 1904 nucleotides. Its product is annotated as amidase. NCBI's taxonomy places the organism in Eukaryota, Fungi, Ascomycota, Sordariomycetes, Xylariales, Microdochiaceae. The record is from RefSeq and is a predicted model, not a curated record. Bases 197 to 1861 code for a protein of 554 amino acids. The transcript has 4 exons.
AAUGCCGACUUGUUCUUGGUCAGACAUGGAAAGGAGCGUUCACAAAACAAUCCCGCUCGUUCCUCUGUAUAUAAACUCGCUCUGGCAACAGCUCUUCUUCCUCUUGCGAUCAAUUCCUACAAUGUCAUGUUGAUCCUGAUCAAAAACUAUCUCGAGCAUACGAAAGCGCUCUGUCAUCACCCCAGCGUACGCAGCCAUGGCCGCCCCACGCGAAAAUUACAUCACCAUCGCGGCCCAGAAGCAGGCCCAGAGAUGGAACGCCAUACCCGCCGAGUGGCGACUCCCAGCUGAGCUUCUGCCGAAGCCAGGUACCACCAAUGUCAUGGAUGUGCCGCUCACCUGUGGCAUCCUCGACAAGACGGACAUCGCAAUCACAUCCGGCUUUGAUGCUACCGGGCUGGUCGAAGAACUACGGGCAAAGAGGCUUACGGUUGAGCAAGUCACGAUUGCUUUCUGCAAGACAGCGGCGAUUGCGCAACAGCUGACAAAUUGCCUGACCGAGAUAUUCUUUGACGUAGCCAUCGCCCGUGCCAAACACCUCGACGAGACUUACUCAGCCACGCCUUCCAACGCCCUGCCCCCUCUCUUCGGCCUCCCCAUCUCCCUCAAAGACUCCUUCGCCGUCCGGGGCCACGACACCUCCACCGGCCUGGCCUGCUUCGCCAACCAGCCCGCCACCGAGCACAGCAGCCUCGCCCGACUGCUCCUUGACCUCGGCGCCGUGCUCUACUGCAAGACCAACCUCCCGCAGACCAUCCUGACGGGCGACUCGGACAACAACCUCUUUGGCCGCACGCUGAACCCGCGCAACACCAGCUUCACCGCAGGGGGGAGCACGGGGGGCGAGGGCGCGCUGCUCGCGCUCCGAGGCAGCGUGCUCGGCGUGGGCACCGACCUUGGCGGGUCGAUCCGCGUACCGUCCGUGUGCAACGGUCUGUACGGCCUCCGGCCUAGUGUCGGCCUCGUCCCGCACACUGGCGUGCGGGACCUGAACCCGCCUGGCACGAAGGAUUUGCUGUCGAGCGCGGGGCCGAUGGCGACGUCGUUGCGGGAUAUUGAGAUGUUCAUGAGGGUCAUUAUGCAGGCGGAAGCGUGGCGGUAUGAUCCUGCUGCGGUGGGCGUGCCCUGGGUGGGUGGGAAUGCGGUCGAGGCCGUGGCGGAGAAGACGAAGAAGGUCAGGAUUGGCGUGAUGUUGGAGGAUGGAGUCUUUACGCCUGCGCCGCCUGUGAGGCGCGGACUUCGAAUGGUCAUGGACAAGCUCGCCGGUCAUACUGAUCGGAUCGAGCUUGUGCCUAUCGAACUGCCUGAUGUACAAACCAUCUACUCCGAGUUUGUCAGGUAUCUUGUCAUGUGUGGCGGCCAGCACUACCUCGGUCUCUUUGCCCAGACCGGUGAGCCGCCGGUACCGUCUGUCAAGAACGCCAACAUUGACUCGAUCCCUGCCAUGAACGACCUGCAUACGCUGCGGGAGUUGAACGCUCGUCGUGAAGUUAUUGCCCAAAAAUAUCACGCUCUGUUCGUGGACAGCAAGCUCGACGCGAUCCUGAUGCCUCCCGCGCCCCAUACUGCCAUCCCGCACGACACCUGGAAUAGGCCUGCGUACACCUGCCUUUGGAAUUACAUGGACUACCCGGCGCUUGUAGUGCCCGUGGACAAGGUGCGGGAAGGUGAGGAUGAGGCCGAUGACUUGAGCCAUGCCAAGUACGGCAAGCAUGACGAGGAUGUCUACAAGUUGUAUACUGGUCCGAAGGAGUACCGGGACCUUCCGAUAUGUGUCCAGCUCGUAGGCUAUCGACAACGGGACGAUGCGUUGCUGAAGGUGGCCGGGGUGGUGGAUGACAUUGUCCACAAGCGCGAGUAGAUUUUGGUUGAGGGGGCUGGUACCGAAGUAUGCGGGCUAUCAC